Cajanus cajan (pigeon pea) is the source of this 702-nucleotide messenger RNA. NCBI's taxonomy places the organism in Eukaryota, Viridiplantae, Streptophyta, Magnoliopsida, Fabales, Fabaceae. The record is from RefSeq and is a predicted model, not a curated record.
AUGGAUCAGUUCAACAAGGUAGCCUUGGAGAUCCGAGACCUCAAUCCAGCUGUAGCACUCCAUCAUCUCACAACGGCCUUGAAGCCCGGACCGUUUGUCAAUAGCAUUUGCAAGAAACCUCUUUCGGACAUGAACAACCUACGAAGGAGGAUUGAUAAGUAUAUGCAAAUGGAACAGCUGGCUGAAUAUCGCAAUCAGGCUCGAGCUGAACUAGUGGGCAAACCCGAAAAGCAAAUAGAACAACCAUACAGGGGGCGAGGAAAGGAGUUAACUCUUCGAGACCGACCCACACGGGGUUCGAAAUACUCUCAUUAUACUCUCCUCAAUGCAAGCCGAGCCACGGUGCUUGAGCAAGCUCUGGUACCGAAAGUGCUGGCAGUUCCGAAGAGAGCUUCUACUCCACCACGCGCUGAUACUAGUAAAUCUUGCAGGUAUCAUCGCAAUCCUAGACAUUCUACCGAGGAGUGUGCGGCUCUCAAAGACAAAAUUGAAGAUUUGAUCAAACAGGGACAACUUCAUAAUUUCGUUGAUCGGCCCGACUCGUCUCGAUCUCGCCCAUAUCAACCUCGACACCCCGACCGGCAUAGGCAAGACCUUUUUGAUAGACCUCGUCGCGAACGAAGCCGAUCACGAGAUAGGAAAGAUGAGCCUACAACUUCACAUAGGCGAGUCAUUAACACAAUCGCAGGAGGAUUUACUUGA